GGACCAAUCAGCGCGCCUCCUGCCUUUGACUCCGCCCAUCUGUUUUGGCGGCCAGCUGCCUGGCUGCCGCGGCCAUCUCUUCAUUGCUCUCUUGAAGUAGCUCCAUUGAAACAUGCACUCUGAGCUCUGAGUUAGUGAUCGAAAUAAUUUCUCAAGGCCCUGUUAGCAUCACCAGACUAUUGUCGCAACACACACACACACACACAGCCUGAUGUCUCAGAUUCAGAGAAGGCAGAAGAAUGUACCUCUAUCAACUCGAACGAAACCAGCUAUUUUAAGAGCACGGAAGAGAAAGGUUUCUGAAAAUGAUGACAGUGGAAAAGAAGUGAAGCAGUCACGGAUUGAAACCACAGAAAUGCCUCAACCACUGGGUGACGUAACUUCCAGUCUCAAUGUUGAGAAGGAGAGAGCAAUAACACCAGAGACACCAGUUCCUGAAACUUGGAAUAAGUUCCGGGGUUUAACAUGUAUUCCCACGCCCCCGUCUUCUCGUAAAUUACCUCUUCCUAAGUUAAACUGGGCAGAUCAGAGUCAAGUUUGGACGCUAAUGUGUCGUAAAGAUCGUCUGUACCCCAGGCGAUCAGAUUACCUCACACAACAUCCGUCUUUACAAGCUCGAAUGAGAGCGAUAUUACUAGAUUGGUUGACGGAGGUGUGUGAGGUACAUAAACUACACAGAGAAACAUACUAUUUAGCAACAGACUUCAUAGAUCGAUAUCUAACAGCAUCACAAGAUGUGCCAAAGCAACAGCUACAACUUAUAGGUAUAACGUGUUUAUUUAUAGCAGCGAAAAUUGAAGAAAUAUAUCCCCCCAAGCUGUCUGAUUUUUCAUAUGUGACUGACGGUGCGUGCACAGACAAGGAAAUCCUAGAAAAGGAACUAGUCAUCUUGAAGAAACUGAAUUGGGAUCUCUCCCCCGUGACUUCCAACUGCUGGUUAAAUACUUAUCUACAGCUGGCUCAAGAAUUGGUGCAGAAGGAAUCCAGCAAAGAAGAAAAUGCUAAUGACAACCACAGUUUUAUGUUUCCACAAUAUUCUCCUCUCACAUUUGUCCAGGUUGCGAGAUUAUUGGAUUUGUGCACCUUGGAUAUGUCCAGUUUAAACUUCACGUCCAGUUUGAUCGCAGCAGCAGCCAUGUGUUAUACGAUGCCCCCUCAGUUGGCCAGUCGUGUGUCUGGUUAUUCGACUGAGGAUUUUCAGGAAUGCUGUGACUGGAUGGCAGCUUUUGCCAUGACAGUUCAUGAGAUGGGUCCAGUUCAGCUGAAGGCUUUCAGUCAAGUUCCUCAAGAUGAUAUCCAUAACAUCCAAACACAUUCAGUGGACUUAGAGACUUUGGAACGAGCACAAAUUAGACUAAGCCAGAUUCGGUCGUUGUCGUCGCGUAAAAGUCCACAGAUGACUGAGGUUUCUGCUGGAUUACUCACUCCUCCAAAAACUGAUGAGAAGAGUCGGUAUCUAGAAGAGUAUAGCGGAUAAGCUGAUGUCUGGAUUCUACACCUGCAUGGAGGCAUCAUUUCAAUCUUUCCUGUAGUCAUUGUCUGCAUGAUCUCCCAUAAGGUAGAUAGGGGUGCAACCCUUGAGAUUUCCUCAAGUUGCAGAAUUGGAGAUAGUAUAAGUCCGUAAUUUACUGUAAUGACUGCAUGUAUGAUGACCUCAUUGAAUCAGUUUAAUAUAUACAUAUCAGGCUGUUGUUGCCAUGCUUACAUAUCAUAGGGAUUUGUUAGACCUAAGUUAAAUUACAUGAAAAUGAAAAAAAAUAUUCCCCGGUUCAGCUUGCAUACUAAUACUGUAUGUAUUAUUAGCUUAAAAAUGUUAUUAAUAGAUUAAUUUAUGAUUUUUGAAAAAUUGUUCACUGGUGGAAUUUUAGUCAGGAGGUAUGAAAGAUGAUUUUUGAUGUAAGUAAAAAAUUGUGAUCACCUUAAUUUAUUAACCCUAAAGAAUUUCAUAUUUUCGUAUUGUUAUACAGUAGUUGGGUUUUUAUUAUUAAUUUAUAGUAGCUUGUAUAUAUCCAUAUAGGUUUCAAAAACAUUUGUAACCAAAAAACUGUGUUAGGAGGCAGGAUAAAUACUAUUGUAUUUUUCACUUCAGAAUGUUGCAAUAGGAGAAAUUCUGCUGCCAUAAAAACAGGCUGUGUACAUAGCGAUGUCUUAGGCCUGGCAGAACAAUUCUAGUCUAUUCCUACGAGAGAAUUUUUUUUUUGUCUUUGUUUUUUUAUGCCUUGUGCAAUGAUAUAUAUGAAAUGUACAAUGCAUUGCUUCCAUAAUUUCAUUUUAAUUCAUUGGAAGCACUCAUACACUGCCAGCUCAUUUCCGGAGCUUUCUAUAUGUGCCUUAUAUGAGCUUUUUAUAUAAUGUAUAUACAAAGUACUAAAAGUCUGGUUUGAGAGGUACAUACUAAUACUUGAAUUUCAAAUUGCACGGUCUGUGUGAUGCUACAGGGCUUGGAAGUACUUUUCUUUUUGCAGUCUUCAUGGCGGCAUAGGAACUAGGGAAUGAUGUGUGUGGCUCCCUAGUUCCUUUUGAUGUGUCUGUGCCAACUUGUAAUACUGUAUUUUCAAAAUAUCAUGGGCAUUUUAUCUUCCUCUCCCUGACUGAUUUUUUGAAAUUGUGAGAUGUUGAGGAGGUUUGGCCAUUUCUGUAACAGGUAUUAUGUCCGUAAUGUGUAAUGAAUAGUGUGAAGGAGUUUUCAAGUUUAAAAAUCAAGUAAGUAUACUUGUACUGGUGAUUGUGACUCGUUAGAAACAAAGAGAGUCACAAAGUGAAGACAUACUUUGGAUUAAUUUGAUUGAAUUACUAAGGAAAAGGACUCGUUUUCAAAAGUUUUUAGGAAAUUUGUCUACAUUUUAGUGGAUUUUUAUUUUUAUUUUUUUUAUCAGUCAACUGGUUAAAGCUUGGGGAAAUAUUCUUAGUUUAUGAUUAUUUCUGCAUGCUUUUGUAAGUUGUUUAAGGCUUUUUAAAUGAUGAAAUUAAGAAUUUUGAUUAUUCAGGUGAAUUAUGUAUUAAAUGAAAAUUUGUAAUUCUGAAUUUCAAUAAAGAUUAAAACUCC
Messenger RNA from Macrobrachium nipponense, 3046 nucleotides. RefSeq names its product G1/S-specific cyclin-E-like. Gene Ontology annotation, molecular function: cyclin-dependent protein serine/threonine kinase regulator activity. Gene Ontology annotation, biological process: G1/S transition of mitotic cell cycle; regulation of cyclin-dependent protein serine/threonine kinase activity. Bases 212 to 1477 code for a protein of 421 amino acids. The record is from RefSeq and is a predicted model, not a curated record. Gene Ontology annotation, cellular component: cytoplasm; nucleus; cyclin E1-CDK2 complex. NCBI's taxonomy places the organism in Eukaryota, Metazoa, Arthropoda, Malacostraca, Decapoda, Palaemonidae. The transcript has 10 exons.